GCGGUAACACAAUGUCCCUCCAUCCCGUUCAAUAUUCAGCUGGGUGUCCCUUCUGUUGGCCCCGCCCACACCAGUUGCUACUGGGAAGGUGAGGCAGCAGAGAUGCAGCUAGGUGGCAUCACCAGAGACAGCCUGGGAGGGAAGGCUGACUGCAGACACCAUUGCCAUGGAUGGCCUGAUGUGGGCUACCCGUAUCCUCUGCUUGCUGAGCCUGUGCGGAGUUACACUGGGUCACCUCCACCUAGAAUGUGACUUCAUCACUCAGCUGAGAGACGAUGAGCUUGCAUGUCUUCAGGCGGCAGAGGGGACCAACAACACCUCCCUGGGAUGCCCUGGGACCUGGGAUGGGCUGCUGUGCUGGCCCCCGACAGGCUCUGGCCAGUGGGUCUCUCUCCCCUGCCCUGAAUUCUUCUCUCACUUCGGCUCAGACACAGGGUUUGUGAAGAGGGACUGCACCAUCACUGGCUGGUCUAAUCCCUUCCCACCAUACCCUGUGGCUUGCCCUGUGCCCUUGGAACUGUUAACCAAGGAGAAAUCGUACUUCUCCACGGUGAAGAUCAUCUACACCACGGGCCACAGCAUCUCCAUUGUAGCCCUCUGCGUGGCUAUUGCCAUCCUGGUUGCCCUCAGGAGGCUCCACUGCCCCAGGAACUACAUCCACACGCAGCUGUUUGCCACCUUCAUCCUCAAGGCCAGUGCUGUGUUCUUGAAGGAUGCCGCCAUCUUCCAGGGGGAUAGCACGGACCACUGCAGCAUGUCCACUGUCCUGUGCAAGGUCUCUGUGGCCAUCUCACAUUUGGCCACCAUGACCAACUUCAGCUGGCUGUUGGCAGAAGCUGUCUACCUGAGCUGCCUGUUGGCCUCCACAUCCCCCAGGUCCAAACCAGCUUUUUGGUGGCUGGUCCUGGCUGGCUGGGGGCUCCCCGUGCUAUGCACUGGUACGUGGGUGGGCUGCAAACUGGCUUUUGAGGACACUGAGUGCUGGGACUUAGACAACAGCUCCCCCUGCUGGUGGAUCAUCAAAGGACCCAUAGUCCUCUCUGUUGGGGUGAACUUUGGGCUGUUUCUCAAUAUAAUUUGUAUCCUGCUGAGGAAGCUGGAGCCUGCACAAGGCGGCCUACACACACGGGCUCAGUACUGGUACCAUUCAUGUGUGUGUGCAUGCACAUGUGGAUGUGUCGUGUGUGUGUGUGUGUGUGUGUGUGUGUGUAUGUGUGUGUGUGUGUGUGUGUGUGUGUGUGUGUGUGUGGUAUGUAUCUGGAGAACCAUCAUGGAAAGCACUUGGAGGGAAUGUCAUUUGUUUUUGUCUCGUUUGGCAGCUAUCCCUUACCCUGGUCCUGUCCUCUUCCCCAUGUCCCUAGAGAGAGAACAGAUCUGGGCCCUGCCUCCCAUGAGAUUACAGUACAGGGAAGUGGCACACAAAGCUGCCAGUUACCAUGGUAAAUGGCUGACAAGGGCUGCAUCUAUUUCUAUGGGGCCCGGAGAAGGAGAUUAUGUCUAAAUGAGAAAAAGGGGCAAUUAGAGAAGGGUUCCUGGAAGAAUUAAACUUUGAAAGAUGUACAUAGACUCUGGAGUAGCCGGGAUAACUGCAGGGCCACAUAGUGUGAUGGCCCUUAAAAGUCAAGAAGCCCAGAGGUCUGUGUGGAGGACAGAGUCUCCAGGAUGGAUGAUGAUGGACAGCUUCAGAGUCUAGAAUUUGUCUUC
Messenger RNA from Mus musculus (house mouse), 1704 nucleotides. It is a transcript of the gene Ghrhr, whose product is annotated as growth hormone releasing hormone receptor. Gene Ontology annotation, biological process: cAMP/PKA signal transduction; cellular response to glucose stimulus; positive regulation of multicellular organism growth. Gene Ontology annotation, cellular component: sarcolemma; secretory granule; cell surface. Lineage: Eukaryota; Metazoa; Chordata; Mammalia; Rodentia; Muridae. Gene Ontology annotation, molecular function: peptide hormone binding; transmembrane signaling receptor activity; growth hormone-releasing hormone receptor activity. The transcript has 10 exons. Bases 167 to 1501 code for a protein of 444 amino acids. The record is from RefSeq and is a predicted model, not a curated record.